AUGACAAUUCCAUAUAUAAUUCGUUUUUGGUUAUAUCUAAUCUUCCUUAUUCCAUCGGUUCUAUGUGCUCUAUUUUGUCUUUAUCAUUUUCUUAUUGAUCGAGUACUUCGCAAAGCACUUAAUAAUCAUGUAGUAAUGCUCAUACUCUUUCUCGGUGUUUUUUUAAAUCUGACUGACAUAGUUUGGUACAUUGAUUUUUAUCGUACUGGUCAUCCUUUGUCAUUAACAGAAGCCUUUUGUAUGACAUGGACAUAUAUUGAUUAUGCUGUAUUUGUAUCAAUAACAUUACUAGUAGCUUGGGGAUCAAUUGAACGACAUAUUCUUAUUUUUCAUCAAAAUCUGGUUUCUACACAAAUCAAACGUUUUCUUGUACAUUAUUUACCAUUGUUCACAGUUACGAUGUAUCCUUUUAUAUACUAUAUUAUUAUAUAUUUUGUUUUGCCGUGUGAUCCAUGGAUCGAUUUCACCACGUCAGGAUGUGGUAUUUCUGCUUGUGCAUAUAACACUGCAUUCCUUGGAAUGUGGGAUAGUAUAGCACAUAAUAUUGUACCUAUAUUUAUUAUUGUUAUCUUCAGCAUGGCACUUUUUGGACGAAUAUGGUAUAGUAAAUAUCGAAUCAAUCAAAGAAUGCGAUGGAAAAACUAUAGAAAAAUGUCAAUUCAACUAUUAUCUAUAUCUGCUAUUUAUUUAAUAAUAGUAUUUCCAUCAAUGAUUUUAUAUACUCUUUAUACAGCCGUACAUCUAGCUGUGAAGAGUGAGCACGUGGAUAAAGUCAAGGCAAAAUUAAUAGAAGCAAGUCGUGUAUAUGCCAAGGAUAAAGGAACCAUCGAUUGGUUCGUUAGCCAAGAUGCAGCAGAUCCAACCAAAUUUGCUAUUGUCGAGCGAUAUGAACAACAGAGUGAUGUGCAAACUCACAUCAGCAAUCCGUAUUAUAAACAGUUCGGUGCAUACGUGAAACCACUUUUAACGAAACCUAUUGAACUUCACAGCUUGGCAGAAUUGGAUACAUCGAAAGAUGUCGAGGUUCCUCCGCAAACAUGGUCGGAUGAAACAGACCAAUAA
Adineta steineri is the source of this 1062-nucleotide messenger RNA. The record is from the annotation of a GenBank genome assembly. Lineage: Eukaryota; Metazoa; Rotifera; Eurotatoria; Adinetida; Adinetidae.